This is a messenger RNA of Triticum urartu, 1723 nucleotides long. RefSeq names its product dihydrolipoyl dehydrogenase, mitochondrial. Gene Ontology annotation, molecular function: flavin adenine dinucleotide binding; dihydrolipoyl dehydrogenase (NADH) activity. Gene Ontology annotation, biological process: 2-oxoglutarate metabolic process; pyruvate metabolic process. Gene Ontology annotation, cellular component: mitochondrion; oxoglutarate dehydrogenase complex. NCBI's taxonomy places the organism in Eukaryota, Viridiplantae, Streptophyta, Magnoliopsida, Poales, Poaceae. The record is from RefSeq and is a predicted model, not a curated record.
AACACAUUCCCGCCACGUACGGCCCGGGCCCGGUAGAGAACAAAUAACUUUCAUCGACGCUUCCCAUCCUCUCUCCCGUCGAAGAAAGGAAACAGAGGAAGAUGGCGCUGGCUAUCCUGGCGAGGCGGAGGGCGGCGGCGCUGUCCGCGUGGAGGGCGUACGCGGCGGCGGCGGAGGAGAGCGACGUCGUGGUGGUCGGCGGCGGGCCGGGAGGGUACGUGGCGGCCAUCAAGGCGGCGCAGCUGGGGCUCAAGACCACCUGCAUCGAGAAGCGGGGCACCCUCGGCGGCACCUGCCUCAACGUCGGCUGCAUCCCCUCCAAGGCUCUGUUGCACUCUUCUCAUAUGUACCAUGAAGCAAAGACUUCUUUUGCACACCAUGGAGUGAAAAUCUCUAAUCUGGAAGUGGAUCUCCCAGCCAUGAUGGCGCAGAAAGACAAGGCCGUGGCCGGGUUAACAAAAGGAAUCGAAGGCCUCUUUAAGAAGAACAAAGUGACAUAUGUCAAAGGCUUUGGGAAACUUACUUCCCCUUCAGAAGUAUCGGUUGAUUUGGUUGAUGGUGGCAACACUGUUGUCAAAGGAAAGAACAUCAUCAUUGCCACUGGAUCUGAUGUAAAAUCACUUCCUGGGAUCACAAUUGAUGAGAAGAAGAUUGUCUCAUCUACUGGCGCCCUGUGCUUGUCAGGUAUCCCAAAGAAAAUGGUUGUCAUUGGAGCUGGUUACAUUGGCCUGGAAAUGGGUUCAGUCUGGAACCGUCUUGGGACAGAGGUCACUGUUGUUGAAUUUGCUCCAGACAUAGUCCCAUCAAUGGAUGGUGAAAUCAGGAAGCAGUUCCAGCGCAUGUUGCAGAAGCAGAAAAUGAAGUUUAUGCUCAAGACAAAGGUGGUCGGAGUUGAUACCUCUGGAGACGGGGUGAAGCUAACACUUGAGCCUUCAGCUGGAGGUGAGCAGAGCAUUCUUGAAGCAGAUAUCGUUCUCGUCUCUGCUGGAAGGACCCCAUAUACUGCCGGGCUCGGGCUGGAUGCCAUUGGGGUUGAGAUGGACAAGGCUGGCAGGAUCCUCGUCGAUAAGCGGUUCAUGACCAAUGUGAGUGGAGUUUAUGCGAUCGGCGAUGCCAUCCCUGGGCCCAUGCUUGCCCACAAAGCCGAAGAGGAUGGUGUGGCAUGUGUUGAGUUCCUCGCUGGCAAGGAAGGUCACGUCGACUAUGACUUGGUGCCUGGUGUGGUCUACACACACCCGGAGGUGGCAUCCGUUGGGAAGACGGAGGAGCAGGUGAAGGCCUCAGGAAUUGCCUACCGAGUCGGCAAAUUCCCGCUCAUGGCAAACAGCCGUGCGAAGGCUAUCGAUGAUGCCGAGGGGAUGGUUAAGGUCGUGGCUGACAAGGAAACCGACAAGAUUCUUGGUGUGCACAUAAUGGCGCAGAAUGCUGGAGAGAUCAUCCAUGAAGCUGUGCUUGCCCUACAGUAUGGAGCAUCCAGCGAGGAUGUUGCCCGAAUAUGCCAUGCACAUCCCACUGUGAGCGAAGCCCUCAAGGAGGCUUGCUUGCAAACCCAUUCUAAGGCCAUCCACAUAUGAUUUUUCCUUUUUCUGUUAUCACUUGUCUCAGGAAGUUCCAAAAUUUUGUAAUAAUUUUGGAUGUAUGGGAACAAAAAGCGUAUGAUUGUCAUUUCGCCCUGUCGGCGAUACUGUGAAUUAACAGUUGCCAGUGCCACAGGUUCAUUGUA